AUGCCCAUUCGCUCCAACCCGACACCUACUAGAAGUUCUACCACUCUUAUAACAGCGGUACGCUACUUAUUGUCAAGACUACGCUCCCGUCUGCCGGAUGCUCAGACACUCCACGAUGCCUGUUUUGGAGAAGCGCGACGAUUUGCACGAGAAGUUCUUGCACCCAGCGAGGUUGGCCGGUUAAAGGAUCCAGAGACAGAGGAACUGGAAUUUGUGACAGAUCCAACAGAAAAAACUCGAAUACAAGGAGAUUUAAUUAUACUUAACCGUAUAGCACCACUCGAGCACCCUGAAAAUGCUCCUUGCGUACCACCAGCUUUCCCUGCACUCCCUGCAGAUACCCUUCUGGCGCAAUAUAUAUUCUCUCAAGCACUAUCACGUUCUACAUCUCUUUCAGGUCUUGAAGAAUCACUUAAGGACUAUCUCUCCUCCCCUUGUCUAAGCAGGGUAGCCCUCAUCAAGAAGCUCAGAGCGUUAAUGAAGUUUCGCCAGGGCCUUAACCUCAACGGGGAGAACUUCUCCGACACCCCAGACUUGUACUGGACCGAGCCUGGAUUUAGAAGAACCAACGCGGUCAAUGAAAAAAUCACCUACGCCGCGGAGGUGCAAUCAACUCUCCGUCAGCUACUUACGGAGGUGCUUAUCGCCCUUAUUGCCGUGGAAGUUGUCAUCGCUCUGAUACGGGAUGGCCCCGAGCUCUGGCAAAUGGUUUUUGGCUAA
Suillus subalutaceus is the source of this 720-nucleotide messenger RNA. RefSeq lists its product as uncharacterized. Bases 1 to 720 code for a protein of 239 amino acids. Lineage: Eukaryota; Fungi; Basidiomycota; Agaricomycetes; Boletales; Suillaceae. Gene Ontology annotation, biological process: positive regulation of mitochondrial translation. The record is from RefSeq and is a predicted model, not a curated record. The transcript has 9 exons.